Drosophila eugracilis is the source of this 681-nucleotide messenger RNA. Its product is annotated as dynein light chain Tctex-type protein 2B. Gene Ontology annotation, cellular component: cytoplasmic dynein complex; cytoplasm. The record is from RefSeq and is a predicted model, not a curated record. Gene Ontology annotation, biological process: microtubule-based movement. Gene Ontology annotation, molecular function: dynein intermediate chain binding. The coding region runs from base 77 to 589 and encodes 170 amino acids. The transcript is spliced from 3 exons. NCBI's taxonomy places the organism in Eukaryota, Metazoa, Arthropoda, Insecta, Diptera, Drosophilidae.
CCGAAAUAUCCAUCCUCCAUCGAGGACCGAGUUCCACUCAGUCGUGAAGUGAAGCAUAAGUCGAGGCGCCUCCGCCAUGAGCCGCAUGCAAGCGAUAACCGCAUCGGUGCGCACCACCAACCGCAUGAAUGCACUGCUCUCGGAGUCGAUGCUGAGCAGGCGGCGGGCAGCCCAAAAUCCAGAGGGCGAGGCCAGCGCCGGCGAGAAUGGGGAGCCGAAGAAGGAGAAACCCAAGAACGAUUGGAAGUUCUUCCACACCAACUUCAAUAUGGAACGUGCCCAGAAGAUCAUCGAAGAUUGCAUCGAGGAGCGGCUGCUGUGGGAUCGCUUCAGCCGCAAUUACGACUCUUGGCGGGCUCUGCAGCUGGUCGAAGGUCUGGCGGCCGAGAUACGCGACCGGGUCAAGAAGCUGAACCACAGGCGCCACCGCAUCGUAUGCCUGCUGUCGAUCGUGGAGAAGCAGAACCAGGGCGUUUACCAGCGGAUGUGCCACCUGAUGGACGAGAAGCGGGACAACUUUACCCAGUUGGUCUUCGAGAGGCCCACGUACUUCAUGAUCGUGGUGCUGUACUUGGUAUACAAGGAUUAGGUGCGAAAUAGAUGGAAGCUUUACUUCCCCCUGUUGCUUGUUAAUUACUGUUGUUAGGUUUAGUUAAGUGUUGACCCAGAAAUACGCAUUAG